Messenger RNA from Fulvia fulva, 198 nucleotides. RefSeq names its product Ecp26. NCBI's taxonomy places the organism in Eukaryota, Fungi, Ascomycota, Dothideomycetes, Mycosphaerellales, Mycosphaerellaceae. The transcript has 2 exons. Bases 1 to 198 code for a protein of 65 amino acids. The record is from RefSeq and is a predicted model, not a curated record.
AUGCAACUCUCCAUCGUCCUCCUGCCUUUGCUGGCACUUUUCGCCGCAGCUUCUGCCGACCUCGAUAAACGCCAGGGAUGCCAUGAUACAUGUGCUACAGCUCGGGAAGGCGAUGAGUGCUAUGUCACAUGCGGCUCUCACACUGGUGGUCCUUAUAAGUGUGUUUUCACACAAGGUUCGCUCCAGUGCCUUCAAUAG